ACAUCGAAAAAAUUUGAUGGUUGUUAGUUGAUAAAGGUUGAAACUUGAAACGUUGACUUUCAAACCGCGACUGUGGUUCGGCGUUCGGCGCUCGACUAUUUGUAGCUCAUACUACCUACUAUCUCUAUCGACAAUAUUCCAAACAUCAUUUGUGGUCUUGAAAUGCAUAAACUUAAUAGUAUAUUGUUUUAGCUUAAAAGCGAACUUCCGAGUCUGCAGUUUCUUGUCAUUUUAGUUCACUUUUCUUUGCUAGUAGUCGAGCAUGGCCAAUGGCACUAGUACUGCUGGCGCCACUGUGCCAAAGACACCUCCCCAUGGCAUUGAUUCUGGGUCUGAGCUCAAAUCCACCCUGCUUGCAGUUGGCUCUGCUGCUGUCAGCGAACAUAUCAGUACUCUGACACUAUUUGCUGAUUGCCUCAAAGCCGUCCUGCUGAUCUGCAACAAGGGCAAAGAUGCUCAGGCCAUCAAGAAGAAUCUGGGUGAUCUUGUGAAAAGCAGAGUAGAAGAUCAGAUGUACAAGCCUUUUAUCCAGGCUUCAAACCUUGCACUUGACCGAUUGAGCAAACUGAAUGCACCUGGACUGGUUUGUUCAAAGGGGCAUGACAAUCACAAGAUCCUAUUUCAUCAAAACGAUCCAAAGAACAUAACCCAAAAGCACCAAGGCAAGAAGUCUAUGUGCAAGCCUGACAUCAUCAUCAUCUCCCACACAGGCACUAAGAAGGUGCAGAAGCAACCAGGUCAAGCCUACAAGUACAAGGAGGCAUUGGAGAAGCCCACCAAACAGUUCCAAUGGACAGACAUUCGAUCAAUGGUAGAGUUCAAACACAAGAAGAUUUGGGCUGGUCUUUCAAAGCCACCUGCAACUUAUGCAGCAAAGGCUUACAAUGUCCCUGAAGCAAAGAAGUAUAUGAAGUAUCAUAGGGAAAUGAACAACACUGCUGAGCCAAUGGGUUUGAUGCCUUUGCCUGGCAGCAGUGCUGCUAUGAGUUUGUGCCAGACAUCAGAUGCAUUCUGGGUCACUGAACAACAAGAAACAUGGCUCUAG
Molecule: messenger RNA, 1045 nt
Organism: Suillus subaureus
Lineage: Eukaryota; Fungi; Basidiomycota; Agaricomycetes; Boletales; Suillaceae
Exons: 4
Coding region: 263-1045 (260 amino acids)
Source: RefSeq, a predicted model, not a curated record